AUGGCGUCUGUCUUGACCAGACCAAAGUACGCCAAUGUUGAGCUGGGGGACAUCCUGACUCUGCAAUACCCGCCUCUCUUUCACGCCGCCACCAACGUACCCUCCUUCAUCAAUGCCCUGACGCAUGUGCCGAACAUGCGGCAUCUGACCAUCAAGUGCCCCGGCCAGGCUCCGCGCGAGAGAUAUAGGCGAGACAUCGUAGACUACGCCCUCAUAAGUCUGCGCAUUGCGGUGGAGAGGACGCCCAUGACGAAGUUGUCAAAGCUGUCACUCGUCAACCUGCAUCCAGCGGCGUUCACCUAUAUUCGCCAUAUCCCUGGCUUCGGCGCGGUUCCUUCUGCUAGCCGCAGAUGGGGCCAGAUUCGCAAACUCUACAUCAGCGUGGAGUCGUGGGACUUUUACAGCCCCCACCCAGGCCUCGACCAGCUCAAGAUUGUCGAUGACUAUAUCCGGGGUCUUUCUAAAAACCUGGAAAAGUUCACUUUUGCCUGGAGCGGGCGAUUCAAGGGCCCCUGCCCUCUCUACCUAUCCGCUGAUCCUUUGUUCCGCGCGCCGCAGCACACCCAAAAGCUCUUUAAUGAGGUCACAUCUCCAAUGUCCCCCUUCCCAGCCCGCCUUCUAGGAAGGUGA
This is a messenger RNA of Parascedosporium putredinis, 630 nucleotides long. The record is from the annotation of a GenBank genome assembly. NCBI's taxonomy places the organism in Eukaryota, Fungi, Ascomycota, Sordariomycetes, Microascales, Microascaceae.